Messenger RNA from Moneuplotes crassus, 1219 nucleotides. The record is from the annotation of a GenBank genome assembly. Lineage: Eukaryota; Ciliophora; Spirotrichea; Euplotida; Euplotidae.
UGAAAAUGGAAAAUAACCAACUUGUCCUCCCUCAAGCCCUGAAGAUAGUUGACACAUCGUUCACGAGAAGGAGUGGGUCCAUGGGGUCUUCCAUGUUCUCAAGAAAUGGGCGCUCUACUAUCCAUGACUAUAUGAUCUUCAGCUCCGAAGAAAAGAGGUUAAGAUACUGAAACUCCAGUUAUGACCCAGGCAUGAACAAGGAAGAUCCUCUAUAUCAUUUAAUCUACAAGGAGCCAGUGUUUGAGAAAAUUACAGAAAAGAAGAACAAAAAGAGACGGAAUUAGGAAGUUUUGCUCUAAUUAUCUUUUUAAUGUUGUGUCGAGGAACAAAACCUCAUCAGCCAUAAACUCAAAGCCGAAUACACCAAAGCUUGGAAAAUAUUCGCCUAAUUAUGAAUCGGUUGACAGAAAGUCCUUCCAAUACUCAUUCUGUAGUACAGGCAGAAGCUCUGGUAGAGUUUGCAUGAGUUUGAACCGAUUCUGUUCAGGUUCGACCUCUUUGAUAAAUCCCUAAUCAGUCAAAACUGGCCAAGAAGUCUCAUGAUAUCUCCAAACUUGUGAAGAAAAGUGCAAAGAAUAGGAACUUUAAAAUCACUAAAAAUGAUAAAAAUAGUAUCCUUAAACCAGGCAAAUUGCUCCGAAGAAAUCUCGUAAAUAGGAAGGCAAUAGUCGAUGAUAAAUUACCUCAGAUUACUCAUAAGAAGAGCCUACAGAUUUAAUAUAAAGGCUAUAUAGGAAAUUCAAUGAGCUUGAGUAUCCAAUUGUCAUUAUAACAUCGACAGUAAUAUCAGAAAAUGGUAGCAAUUUGAAUACUUUUAUUCCCUAUAAUCUGCUACCAAACUUACAAAUAAACAUUAUAAUUCCAUGAUGCUAAAACUUAAGACUCCAAGGCUCUAUCCCAACCUUCCACUAACCAUACCCCACUGCCCAACCUCCUUGUUCCCUGGGCACCUAAAUCCCCCAACCCACGACUCCUCGCCUCCAAAUUCCCCCAAUUUUCACUUCUCAGCACCCCUUUAAAUCCAAUUUCCCAAGAAAAUUUAUUUCAUCUCCCACUCAAAAUCUGAAUUUCCUUUAAAAAUUAGCUUAAGCCUCUAUUGGAAAAUCCUAAUUCUGUGCAGGCGGAAUUAGCUGUUGGGUUUGAGGCUUGAAAGGGGUUUUAGGGAAGAGUUGAGGGGUUUUGAAGUGGGGAUUUUGGGAGUGAGGGGUUGUGUAUAUGG